AAAGUCGACUUUGGAAUUAUGAAAAAAACAGUGAAGCUGUCGUAAUUAAAACACUAACACUCAACACAAUCAGCGUAGAAAACACAACUCACAAUCGCCAAGAUGAACAGAAAACACAAUAAGAUAUCUAAUGUCGGGUCCCACAGUCACGGUACCAAGGCGGAACCCAAAAAGUACUCGCCCCAGGAGUACAGGGAGAAAAUUCUUAGCCUGUUUCCGCUUCCGCCGAGACCGGCACAUAUGUGCCACGAUGCGUUCGUGAAGAAACUUCUGGAGCCCUAUGUCCUAGAGACCAAAGAGGCUGUUCGAGCCGUAAAGAUGACCCGUGAUUCCACCGGGGAAGACUCCAGUGAGGAUCCAUACGAGGCGUUCCGGGCAAAGAUGUACAAAACGAAUUAUACGGCACGGGCCACCGUAUACAUGGCACGGGCCACCAUUUUAGCCAGGACCAGCGUCAAGUCAAUCCUCAGUCCCGAGCAACGAGAUUCGGCAGCCCAAACGACCCAAAUGUUCAAGGUGCGCUUUGCAAACCUGAUAUCCGACUUUCGGAACGUGUGCAUCAUCUACCAGCUGCUGCAGCUGCAGGAAAUCCUCAAUGUGAUGCGGGAGUAUCCGCCAGCUGGCACCAAUCCCAACGACACCAUCUUCGGCUGGUCCUACAAGGAGAAUCUAAAGCGAUUUGAACAGCAACCGAGCACCGUCUAUGUGGACAUUCUGGAGAAGAACAAGCCGGAGGCCACGCUCGACGACCUUAAGUUUUAUGUGGAUCUGGGAGAGCUAAUCGGUCUGGUACAGGCCCUCCUAGACGACGUGAUCCACGACAGGGAUCUCUGUGCGCCCAACGGCUUCAUGGAGCUUCUUAAGGACACCCAAGUGGAUAUCGACAAGCUGAUAGCUGUGCCCUACGAGACCAUAAUGGCCGAACACGAUUCCUUACUCGAGGAGAAGGAGAAAAAGAAUCGGGGGGGAAAGUUCCACAAUCCAAAACUAACGGCCAAGCAGCACGCACUCAACAAGGAACGAUUCCAGAUCGAUUUCAUGAGGCCGAUCGAAUCGCGCUAUAAAGUGAAUUGGACCCACGAUGUUGUGGAACAGGGGCAAUACAUUGAUUUCCUGCGCUGCAAGGUUCUUUCCGACGAGCUAGAAAAGAUCGAAGAGCUUAUGAGAACGGACUCGAGUGUGUGGAGGAGCUGCCAUUUGGAGUACGUCACACUGAUCGAACAGUACAAGCAGCGCAUCAAUAAGGUUCAGCAAGAUUACGACGACGACAUGGAGACGGCCGAGAAUAAGUUGCAGGCGACCCUUAACAGGGUGGGCAAGUGCAAGGAAGACCUGAGGUCCUACCAGGAAAAAGUCGAGGAGUUCCAUCUGAAAAUAAAAGAGGUGCGAGAAAAGAUUGCGCAGGAGGUGGAGAAGGAACGUGCCCGCCUUUCAGCUGCACGAGUUUCUAAACGGAUGUCCCGGAUAUUGGCAAGGCAGAAGGAGGAGAAGAAGGCUGCCGCAAAGCAGGCAAAACUGGACAAAAAGCUGGCAAGACAAAACAAAAAAUCUCAAGAAUAGUAUCAUUCCUGCCCAAAGGA
Messenger RNA from Drosophila sechellia, 1580 nucleotides. RefSeq lists its product as uncharacterized. The coding region runs from base 103 to 1560 and encodes 485 amino acids. The record is from RefSeq and is a predicted model, not a curated record. Lineage: Eukaryota; Metazoa; Arthropoda; Insecta; Diptera; Drosophilidae. The transcript has 5 exons.